Molecule: messenger RNA, 2177 nt
Organism: Condylura cristata (star-nosed mole)
Lineage: Eukaryota; Metazoa; Chordata; Mammalia; Eulipotyphla; Talpidae
Gene: HOXD4
Product: homeobox D4
Exons: 2
Coding region: 1125-1901 (258 amino acids)
Biological process (GO): embryonic skeletal system morphogenesis; regulation of transcription by RNA polymerase II; anterior/posterior pattern specification
Cellular component (GO): nucleus
Molecular function (GO): DNA-binding transcription factor activity, RNA polymerase II-specific; RNA polymerase II cis-regulatory region sequence-specific DNA binding
Source: RefSeq, a predicted model, not a curated record
CUUCACAUUUCUCCGAAAUAGCCAGUCUAAAGUGGAGGUAAGAGGUAACCCGCUGGUCGGCAGUGCCUCUUUCUGUUUUAUUACCUUGGACUCCAGGAGGACCGACUGACCCUGGUGAUAUAGAGCAGCCUGUUCCUCCAGAAGCCUCUCCCUUCUAAACACAGUCUCCUGUGGGUGCUGCUGCAACAACAAAAAUAAAUAAAAUGAAUUGAUUGCAUGAAUACAGGGCCGAAAAACUAGGUUUUGGGGGCCAGGGGGAAAGGUGGGAAGCCAACUAGCCCCAAUUUCAACUCUGCCCUCCAAGAACUUGGAGAAUAUCCAGUGAAGGGGCUCACUGGCAUUUGUGGCCCACGAAGGAAAAAGGCAAGCUAGGAAGAAGGGGGACCUCAUUUGGGUAAGUAGUAUAUGCUCUCACCACUUUCCUUCCUGGAUGGAGCACUGGGGACUCCUCGCUAUAUGGGCAAGGUCUGCCUUUGACUAGAAACACCCCUGGCCUAGGCACGGGCAGAAAGCUUGGCAGUUAGGUUAUUCAUUGCCUAAUUCAGUUCAGGCCAGUCAGAUUCUGGUAACUUUUGGGUGACCCUGAUGAAGACAAAGCCGGGACUCGGCCUUUGUAUGGGAGAGUCCCCCUCUGGCGAGCUGGAAUCCUGCCUGCUUGGGGUGUUCUGCCCAACUCAGAGGCUGUCCAGCCCACCCACCUUUUGAUGCCUUAAUGGGUAUGGGGAUUCUCACCCUCCCCCCCUUGACCUGUGAAGGCUUUGGGGAGCUGCUUUCAGGCAGGGUUGAGGGGAGAGAGCACUGAAGGUUAGCAAAGUCAGUGGCAGACAAAAACUGGAAUUACCUGCAGGGAGUGAGGGUACUGAGGGUUAGACCUGCAUUAACAUCUGGUGGAGGCCCUCAAAUGUGCCCCUGUGAGUCACUUGAUUACACGUAUGUUAUUUAGUUAAAUUUGUGAAAAUUAUGAGAUGCUCACCAACCCGGUGAUAAACUCGCUCCAUUGCUAUUGGCUGGCCUGGUCACGUGGCCAACCAACUUUAUUCAGUUGACAGCAAGUAGGAGGGCCCUAUGGAAGGAGAAAAAAAGACAACACGAGAAAAAUUAGUAUUUUCUACCUUCUGAAAUUAAUGGCCAUGAGUUCGUAUAUGGUGAACUCCAAGUAUGUGGACCCCAAGUUCCCUCCGUGCGAGGAAUAUUUGCAGGGUGGCUACCUAGGCGAGCAGGGCGCCGACUUCUACGGUGGCGGUGCGCAGGGUGCCGACUUCCAGCCCUCGGGGCUCUACCCACGGCCCGACUUCGGUGAGCAGCCCUUCGGAGGCGGCCCGGGGCCCGGCUCGGCGCUGCCUACGCGGGGUCACGGGCAAGAACCCAGCGGCCCUGGUGGCCACUACGGCGCCCAGAGAGAGCCCUGCCCAGCGCCUUCAGCGCCCCCGCCCGCACCCCUGCCGGGUGCCCGGGCCUGCAGCCAACCAGGCGGCCCCAAGCCACCGGCCCCCGGGACAGCACUCAAGCAGCCCGCCGUGGUCUACCCAUGGAUGAAGAAGGUGCAUGUGAAUUCUGUAAACCCCAACUAUACCGGCGGGGAGCCCAAGCGUUCCCGGACAGCCUACACCCGGCAGCAAGUCCUAGAACUGGAAAAGGAAUUUCAUUUUAACAGGUAUCUGACCAGGCGCCGUCGGAUUGAAAUUGCUCACACCCUGUGUCUGUCAGAGCGCCAGAUCAAGAUCUGGUUCCAGAACCGGAGGAUGAAGUGGAAAAAAGACCAUAAGUUGCCCAACACCAAAGGCAGGUCCUCCUCUUCUUCUACAUCGUCAUCGUCUUCCUCCUGCUCCUCCUCAGCUGCCCCUGGCCAGCAUUUGCAGCCUCUGGUCAAGGACCACCACACGGACCUGACGACCUUAUAGAAGUGGGGACCCUGGGCCCAUCCCUCCCUGUGCUCCCGGCUGAGCCGAAGCUGCGGGUGCAGGCCGGGCCUGCUGUCACCUCGCUGGGCUCUAAGGUACUGUGGGGUGGACCUGGGACACGCAGGCCGCCCUCGGACUAGGUUAGCAUCCUGCCCGAGGGCAGCCCCCUCCCUGGACCAGGGAUGGGGGUGGGAGGGGGGUGGGAUUCUCUCUCUAAGUAUAUUAUCAAAUGGCAGGAGCUACUGAGAACAUAAAACCUUGGAGAGUCAUUAAACU